Molecule: messenger RNA, 4831 nt
Organism: Apis florea (little honeybee)
Lineage: Eukaryota; Metazoa; Arthropoda; Insecta; Hymenoptera; Apidae
Gene: brat
Product: tripartite motif-containing protein brain tumor
Molecular function (GO): mRNA 3'-UTR binding; zinc ion binding; protein binding
Source: RefSeq, a predicted model, not a curated record
CGCCGUCACUCCACCACCGGUGCCAUCACCACCGCCAACGCUUCGCCGUCGUUACCAACGUCGAGACGCUAUGUGUGAUCGUUGCUGUCGUUUUAGUUAUUAACAGACCGUACGAUCAUUCGUACUGUAGUGAAGCGGGAGAAAAAGAGUGAAGAGGAAGGAAGAGAGAGAGAGAGAGAGAGUAGUGAGAUAGGAAUUGUAAUUGAGCAGGAAGAGAAGAGAAAAUUGUCGUGGAUGUGUGCAAGGAAGAGAAAGAAAUAAAAGUGGAAAAACGAAUAAACGUGAAAAAUAGAAGGAAGAAUCGAGCGUGGGGAAAAGGGAAGAAAAAGCGAAAGAGAGAGAAAGUAUAUUACGAGCCAUGCUGCACAGUCUCGCCUGAACAAAGGAAGGCUCCCUCAACUGAGGGUCGUUUCCGAUCGACGAACCGUCGGUCCCCCUUCGUUUGCCUUCGGCGCGCCUCGUGUGGCAUAAGUGUCUAGCGAUCGGCCAGUCACGUAGCAGCGGCCGAGCCGUGAGGAACAAAGAACGGAAGGAUAAGAGUAGAACUUCAAAGAGCAAAAAAGAAGCGUAUAUCCAUGAACCGGCUUGCCGGUAAAAAUAAAGAAAAAAAGGCAGGUAACAGUAAUAUUGAGCUUGUGUCAUAGAAAUUCUCAUUGAUCGAGAUUUUUGCUUUUAAGUGGAGAAAGUGAAGAAAAUUUCCUGUUCCUAUCGAGAUAUUUUAUCAAAAUCAGUUCGAUUUGUGUACGGUACAUUAAAAGUUGUUUCCGCGUAUCAUUUCGCAAGUUUUAUCGUGUAGAUACGUUAACGCCAAAAUCGAUGCAAGUGUAAAAUAGGCGUCCUUUACGCGUGUGUGUUUUCCAAGGUGCUUUCGUUUCGUGUUUUCAAGCCACUUUGAGUGAAUUCAAAUAAGUUUUGAACAACGGUGAACAGAAGUUGGAUUCUUAAUUGGCAGUUUUGUGAGUGCGUUCUCGACAUACCGGCGACCUAACCUAACGAUUACUUCUAAGGGGCACGCAAUUACCAAUGAUAAUUGUUACAUGUAUACGUUAAGAAAUCGAUCGUUCAUACGUGCCGUUAAAAUGUGCUAAAUGGUGAAACAGAGAAGCUGAAUAAAGACAAACGUGACUACAAUAUAAAUCUUUAUCUACUAUUAUCACAAAGAUUUUCAUUUGCCUUUAUUUUUGCUACUCGAUUCGCUUUCGUGUGACAUGUGCACAAAUAUACAGUGCACACCUGAAUUUGAAGGAUUUUUUGACUGAAAAGCAGAAUUCCUCCGUUCGGCUACGUACGGAUUAUCCUCGUAUUUACGGUGAGUCCUGUACUAUUAUUGAGAGGUGCUGCUACGGAAACGAUAAGUCUGCGAGCCCAUUGCGAAGUUUACAAAGGUUACGCAUUGAGGGGAUGCCGGUUGAUUGAAGAUGGCCUCGCCGACACUUUCGCUGGAAUCGCGCGCGAAUUCCAUCGGAUCCCUGGCCUCGCUGUCUCCGCUUACAGUGAGCGGCAGUUCUCCGCCUGCGAGCGACUCGGCGAUCUGCGACGUCGACAGCUGCGACCUUUGCCUCGACUCGCAAAAACCUGGAGAGGCACCUUGCCCGCGGUGCCGAUUAGGAGGCGCCGGUGGAGUUCGUUGCACCGGGUGCAAAUCCACCGAAUCCGACGCUGUAGCUCGUUGCUUCGACUGUGCGAAUUUCCUCUGCCCUAACUGCGUGAUGGCGCAUCAGUUCAUGCACUGCUUCGAAGGCCAUCGUGUCCUCAACUUGGGCGAUUCGAAACUCGAGACGGUUACCACCAGCACCGCGAAUAACGAAAUCCCAAAGAACAAUUUGGUGAUAAACAGCGGUAGCAGCAACGGCGAGAAAGUACCUUAUUGCCCUCGGCAUAAACAGGAAUUGCUAAAAUAUUUUUGCCGCACUUGUACAGCGUUAGUCUGUAAGGAGUGCGCAAUUACCGAUCAUCCUGGCCCGUUACACGAUUGCGCGCACAUAUCCGAGGUAGGGACGCAACAACUCGAAGCGAUGGCAAGAGUAGUUCAAGAAUGUAGAGCAAAAGCUGCGGAUGUAAGAGCCGCUGUGAAAGCAGCCGAUCACGGAGCGGCACGGCUACAAGUGCAGUAUCACAAAGCGCAAAAUGAAAUCAAUGACACGUUUCAAUUCUAUCGAUCGAUGCUCGAAGAACGUAAGCAAGAAUUAUUGAAAGAGCUCGAAUCGGUAUUUUCCACGAAACAAAUGUCUCUUGGCGUUCUGACGCAAAAGGCCAACGACAUGGCCGAUAAAAUGCUUCAAACUUGCGAAUUUGUCGAACGGUUAACCAAAUACACCACUGUUACCGAGGUACUGAUGGUGAAGAAGCUACUCGACUCGAAACUUCAACUGUUGUUGAAUUAUACGCCGGACAUUGCCAAUCAAACCGCCGAUCUCGAAUUCGUCAGCAAUUAUCAGGCGAUUCAAGUAGGCGUACGAAACACGUUCGGUUACGUUCGAAGCAAUAACGAGAGUAACGCCGGCCCGAUUGGGAAACAACCGCCUAUCGCUCGACCAACGGCACUCUCGAAUAAUGGUAACGGUGGAAGCAAUGCCAACAAUGGACCCGGUAGCGCUGGAUCUUUGGGAGGUCUUCUAUUAGAUCGCCCUUACAGCAACGGCCUGAUAUCCUCCACUUCUACCUGCGCCUCGUCCACAUCGCCAUCGUCCUUCGAUACCAACAGCACUGUCAUCACCAAGCGUUUCAGUUCGGCUAAUAGCCUAGGCCCAUUUUCAACCACGAUCAGCGAUCUUAAUUUGAACGGUAUAAACGCGAAUCCUUACGAGAAAUGGAGCAACGGAGGUAGCGAUGUUUAUCCAGUUGUCACCACGAACGAUCAUUUUCCAAUGCCAACGUCUGUUGCCGUUGCGGCAAAUGCCGCGUCCAGUGACUCUGUUCUUGACCUUACUUCGAAACUGAUGUCCGCCACAGUGAUAUUCCCGCCGAAGUCGCAGAUCAAGCGACAGAAAAUGAUUUAUCACUGCAAAUUUGGCGAGUUCGGUGUUAUGGAAGGCCAGUUUACCGAACCUUCGGGGGUGGCGGUGAACGCGCAAAAUGACAUUAUCGUAGCCGACACGAACAAUCAUCGGAUUCAAAUAUUCGAUAAAGAGGGUAGAUUCAAAUUCCAAUUUGGGGAGUGUGGUAAACGAGACGGUCAAUUGCUUUAUCCAAAUCGGGUGGCAGUAGUGAAAACAUCGGGCGACAUAAUUGUUACCGAACGUUCACCGACUCAUCAGAUACAAAUAUACAACCAAUAUGGUCAAUUCGUGCGUAAAUUUGGGGCAAAUAUAUUGCAACAUCCGCGCGGUGUUACGGUCGACUCGAAAGGGCGCAUAGUCGUCGUCGAAUGCAAAGUGAUGCGCGUGAUUAUUUUCGACCAAGCCGGCAUUGUCCUUCAGAAAUUCGGAUGCUCAAAACACUUAGAAUUUCCGAAUGGAGUAGUCGUGAACGACAAACAAGAGAUCUUCAUUAGCGACAAUCGCGCCCAUUGCGUGAAGGUGUUCAAUUACGAGGGUGCCUAUCUUCGACAAAUCGGUGGAGAAGGGAUCACCAAUUACCCGAUCGGGGUAGGAAUCAACGCCGUAGGCGAAAUACUGAUAGCAGACAAUCAUAAUAACUUCAAUCUGACGAUCUUCACGCAAGACGGUCAACUGGUUUCGGCCCUCGAAAGCAAAGUCAAGCAUGCCCAGUGUUUCGAUGUCGCAUUAAUGGACGAUGGAUCGGUCGUACUGGCCAGCAAGGAUUAUCGACUCUACAUAUAUCGUUACGUACAAGUGCCGCCAAUCGGCAUGUAGAGUACCGAAAAAUCACGACGCCGGCAACGAUCGUCUAACGUCAUUUUCGUCGUUGUCGUCGUCAUCUUUAUCGGCAUUGUUUCGACGGCCAUGAAACCAGGAUCUCAUCGAUCUUUUUUACUUAUACUUGCCUAUCUUCUUCUUUACCCACUUACCAUCACCGCUCGUACUCACUUUACCUAUCCAUCUUCGCCCGCUCGACCUACUUCACUUCCGUUUUACGAGACGAGACAAAAUGCAGCGCGUAUGCGAGCGAAAUUGCGUUGAUUCGACAGCUGUCGAAAUUCAAGAUGACAGGCCUUAUUUAUACGAACACGUGCGCGUACGCCAACUAAGCGGAACGGAUUCCUUCCGUCAGUAAGAAAUCUCCCGUCGCGAUCGUUCGAGAAUUCGUUUCCGCCUAGCAGAAAGUUAUACUUUCGUAUAUAUGCGUGCCACGAUGCGAAGCGAAUUUCUCACUUUCGUGUGAAUGAAUGUGAACGUUUGAAACACGUCUUUCCGAAAACUAUGGAACGAGGCUCGAAAGAAAGACAAGACACGGGGAAUAAAUGGGAGGGAAAAUUAAGCGAAGAAGAAACGAAGAAAAAUGUCUAUUCGAUGCUCGUACGCGACACGCACGUAUACGAAUCAUUCUCCAAACUGCGCACGCGCACGUAUAUGAAAUGUUCGUACAAAAAAGAUAAACGCAGGCGAAUUCGGGACGCCCAUUUUGUUUGCGUGCAUUAUGUAUACGCGCACGCGUGAAAAACGGAAAUUCAUACGAGACGUGUAAGCGCAUACACGCGGAGAAUUUACUUGUUAAUGUUGUUAUAACUGAAAAUACUGUUGUUGUUGUUUAGUUGUAGAGCUCGCCGCCGCUAGUCACUCCAUUCUCACCCUCCUCAUCCAGAUUUUUCUCCCCUUUCAACCCGAUAUUCACCCUCUCUCCUACGUUACAUCUCCUUUUUCCAUGAAAAUUGAAUCCCCGAUCAAAACCCCUCUCCCUUCCGGUUUUCCUUUUCAUCCCCUUCUCGAUC